AUGAAGAAGAAAUUAGAAGCUGUUGAUGUUGUCGGCGAAGAGAGGUUUGAGAUUCUUGCAUUCUCGUGUAACCAAUUUGGUAACCAAGAGCCUGAUUCGAAUGAAGAGAUUGUUGCGUUUGCUUGUACCCGUUUCAAGGCGGAGUACCCGAUCUUUGACAAGGUACUUAAGGAAGAAAGCAAUGCUAGCCGUAUUCCUCAGUUGGUCCCUGAUCAAAUUUUCAAGUUAAAGAAGCUAACUGUGCUUACCCUUGCUGAAUCAAACAAGGUAUUGCCCUAUGAUACACUGAUGGUUGAGUUAGAUGUCACCAAUUUUCGUGAACUCGAGGACUUUCUUAUCAAUGAAUGCAUGUAUACGGAUUGUAAUAUACGUUUAAAAUUUUAUGAAACUAAAUAA
Molecule: messenger RNA, 396 nt
Organism: Arabis nemorensis
Lineage: Eukaryota; Viridiplantae; Streptophyta; Magnoliopsida; Brassicales; Brassicaceae
Source: the annotation of a GenBank genome assembly